Molecule: messenger RNA, 6882 nt
Organism: Motacilla alba alba
Lineage: Eukaryota; Metazoa; Chordata; Aves; Passeriformes; Motacillidae
Gene: SENP6
Product: SUMO specific peptidase 6
Exons: 24
Coding region: 1661-5089 (1142 amino acids)
Biological process (GO): regulation of spindle assembly; protein desumoylation; regulation of kinetochore assembly
Cellular component (GO): nucleus; cytoplasm
Molecular function (GO): SUMO-specific endopeptidase activity
Source: RefSeq, a predicted model, not a curated record
UUGUUUUUGUGGGUUAAUGCUGUAACCUCUGCAGUAAAUCCUCUAACUGGACAAUACGCCUCUGAGAUACAAAACUGUAUUUUUGAAAGUUAGAUUCCAAAUUUCUUUUUUUAACUAUGAGGUUUCUAUUGAACAGAUUAUUUUCUUGGUUUCUCUGUAAUUAGCUGGGACCAAUUUCUCCUAAUUGUUUCCUGUUAAUCUCAUUACUAAUGAAACAAGGAUAGUUUGUGAUCUCUCUUUCAGGAAGCCUUUUUUUCCUAAGGAGAUUUUGAAGACUGAGAUUUGUAGAUUUGCCAGCAGUGUUACAGCUUUUGGGAUUCUUUCUAAGUACUUUCAAGCUCUGGUGGUGAGAUGUACCACUUGGGGAGCAGUCUGAUAUCUCCUGUUGUCUUCCAGACUGCUUUUUGCCUCUCGAUUGCAUAAAAACGGAGCACUCUUGUAAGUAUUUUAAGCACGCUAGGUGCGUUCAGGAACAAAAAUGCCAAAUUUAGAAGACUUAAAGGAAAACUACAAUUUUCCUCUUUCUAGCCUUUAAUCUUCAUAUGCACUAGGUGCUUGAAUUUACCUAAUUUAGGAUUUCAGUCUGCAAACAAGUCUUCAGUUCAAGCAUUUUUGGAAGAUCACUUUUCAGGGAUUAGAAAUGUUGGACACCAGGUACCUUAGAAUUCCCCAAAUCUGCAGUAAAGUUAGGGGGCAACAGGAGUCAACAGAAUCCCAGAUUGAAAAACCUGUCCAAGGAAGGAGUAUCUGGUGUUGCCUAGCUACAGAGUGCCACAAAUUAUCUUUCCGUUUUUAAAGGAUGCAUUUUUUUUGUAUUUCGGCUUUACAGGAAAGCUUUUUAAGAUGUAAAACCCACACAUACUAAACCUCAAAUGCACCUGAAGCCAUGACUUGCAAUUUCACUUUAGCUGGCGUGGCAACGCUGCACGUUUUGCAAAAUCCAACAUUUGGAUUGGAAUAUGAUCAGGCCACAGAAGAUUUAAAGAUUAAUAGGAAUCUUUCAAUCUUGCGAAGACCUUUUCCCCGAGCUUGAGCGAGGUGAGAGGCCAACGGGCCCCAGCGCUCCGCCAUGGACUCCGGCACUCCUCUAACUUCAUUCAUUUUACCCGAGCCACCUCCUCGUCUCCCGAAAGCUGCUGCCUCCAGGCUGAUGGAGGAGGGAGCGGGAGAGCCCGAGGUACUGCCGGGCGCAGCGCCGCUGCGGCCAUUUUCUCGUCCCGGGGCCGGGAAAGCCGGCGGCUGCCGCGGCGGGCGAGCCGCAGGUCGGGCGGGCCAGCGCCGCUCACGGAGCAGAGCGGCGGCGGCGGCGCGCUCCGAGCCCUCGCCUCCCGCGCUCCCGGGGGCGCGUGCGGCGCAGCGGCGGCCAGGCCAGGCCCGCCUGCCCCGACGGGCGCCAACGGGCCCGGCUGCGGCCGCUCGCGGGUGCCGGCGGCGGGCGCGCUGAGGGAGGAGCGCCCGCGCUGCCGCCGCUUCCUCCUGCGCGGGGGCCGGAAGGCAGCGCGGCCCGGCAGCGGGAGAGGGCCGGGCCUCGGCGGUAGUGCCGCCGUUGCGGGUCAGCCACCCAGCCUUCCGCAGUGGGGGCGGGCAGGCCGGGGGAAGGGCCGGGCCCCGCCGCCGCGCUGGGCGAUGGAGUGAGGGAGCGCUGCGCGGCAGCGGGAAGAUGGCCGGUGGCGGCGGCGGUGGCUGCAGAGACAGCUUGUUUCUGGAAGCUUUGGAUAGAUCACAGUCCAAGAGAGAUGGAGGUUUUAAAAGUAAUUGGAGCUUUGAUCAUGCAGAAGAAAGUGAAGGAGAUGCAGAGAAAGACGAGGCAAAUCUGCUCAGUUUAGAUGACAGUGAUGGGUCUUUCAGUCCCAAUGAAGAAAAAAAGUCAGUUCGUUGUCGACCUGGAACUAUUGGCAGCAGCAGCGAUGCCAUAAAAGCAUAUGCAAGGCGAGGCAAAGCUGGAGGUUUCAAAGUUUUAAAAGGGAAUGCAAUCGGCCUCAACAUGAUGGGAAAUAGCAAGAAACUGAGUGAAAAUGCUCAGAAUAUAUCUGGUCCUGUAACUGUGGUACAUGGCAGACGUUUUCACCAUGCACACGCACAAACGACCGUAGUAAAAACAGCAGCCCAAAGCAAUCUGGACCGAAAGGAAAGAAAAGAAUAUCCACCUCAGCUUCAGAAAGUGGAGGCAGACCACAUUAGAUUACCACGGUCUCAAGGAGUGGACAGUGUAAUGGAGAAUACAGAUGACUCUGAAUCAGAAUCUGACAUUAAAAGAAAGGUGCGACAGAAAGGUCAUUGCAAUUCAUAUCAAUCUGACUUGAGUUUAUCUUCUGCUACAAAAAAAUGCUUAACUCAGUCAAAGCUUUUGGAACAGAUUGAUUAUUCUACUGAAUGCCCAAACUGUGGGAGGGCAAAUGAAAAUCAGACCAAAUGCCGACAUUGUGAAAGUGCUUCUCUAAAGGAUUUGCAAAGAGUCUCCAGACAAGCUGUAACGUUAAGUGACUCUGUGGGACCUUUAUCACGUUCUUCAAUACAUCAGAAUUCAGCAGGGCAAAAAUCUUCAGGUACAGGGUUCAGCACAAAGAAGUUUUAUAGUUCUGCUGUUGGAAAAGGUCCAGCGGAUAUUCUACUGAGUAAUGAGGUUGUAGGACAUUCUAUGUUACGACAGAAUGGAAAAAUUGGUCUUAUAACUGGGACAAAAAAUCCUAAAAUUACGGGAAGCUUAAGACAGAGGAGUACAAGACCGUCUGAAUUAAAUGAUCCAAUUGUUUUGUCUAGUGAUGAUGAUGAGGACGAGAAUAGUGGCAGCACUAGGAGCAUGGAAAGCAUUUCACCUCGUCCUGCAGAUUCAGCCCGCUCCUCCCCAGCUCCUUCUACAGGAAAGGUGGAAGCAGCAUUAAAGGAGAACAGUUGUGGAAUAGAACAGAGAAUAGGUAGUAUAACAACAGAUACAGAAAUUGCAGUCACACUACCAAGAAAAGCAAGAAUGAAAGAUCAGUUUGGGAACAUUGUGUCUAACACUCCAAUAAAACGGCGCAAAGUUAUUUCUCAAGAGAUGGUAACCGAGGCCGUACCUCUAAAUUACCAAAACUCCUGUGAAAGUGUCAUUCUCAACUGCCGAAGCAUACGAAUAGGAAUGCUGCGCAGAAUGGUCGUGGAGCCUGUGAUUUUUUGCCUGGAUUAUAUCAAAAUACGCCUAGAGAGUCAAGAAGAAUCAGAAAGUGAUAUCAGAGAAAUUAACCUGAAAACUUCAGAGCUUACUAAAUGUGAAUGGUGUAGCGUCCGAAAAUUGCCAGUAGUUUUCCUACAAACAGUACCUUCAACCUGUAGCAGUCUGAGAGAUCAACUGAAAAUGAGUAAAGAUAAUGUCUGGUACGAAUGCAAAGGAGACAGUCAGGAAGAACAGUACAUAAUUUUAAUUUUUGAAACUGGUCUUGAUCCUCAUGCAAAUUCAAUAUUUGAAAAAAUAAUUAUGGACAUUGGUAUUAGAAAUAACAUUUCUGACUUCUUUGUGAAAAUUUCCUUUGAAGAAGCCAAUGCCAGGCUUGUUGCAUUUACUAAGUGCUUGGAGGACAAUUCCAAAGGAAGCCCAUCUCACAGAGAAAGCAAAAUAAAAAAUGUUGCUUCUGAGUCCAAAAUGCAGCAACGAAAUAAACAGUUACCAUUUUUUGAUGAUGAUGAAGAAAUUGGCGAACCACACACAGUAUUUAUUGGUCCUAUAGAAAAGUUGAUAGUUUAUCCACCUUCUCCAGCUAAAGGUGGUAUUUCUGUGACCAACGAAGACCUCCAUUGUCUAAAUGAAGGAGAAUUUUUAAAUGAUGUUAUUAUUGAUUUUUAUUUAAAGUAUUUGGUACUUGAAAAGCUGAAAAAAGAAGAUGCUGAUAGAAUACAUGUGUUCAGUUCAUUCUUCUAUAAACGCCUUAAUCAAAGAGAAAGAAGAAAUAUUCAUGAAACUUCAAACCUUUCAAUACAACAGAAGCGACAUGGGCGAGUAAAAACGUGGACACGGCAUGUUGAUAUUUUUGAGAAAGAUUUCAUUUUUGUUCCCCUUAAUGAAGCUGCCCACUGGUUUUUGGCUGUUAUCUGUUUCCCUGGUUUAGAAAAACCCAAGUAUGAACCAAAUCCCCAUUUCCAUGAAAAUGCUGCAACGCCGAUGAAAUGUUCCUCUUCAGAUGGAGAGAGCAGCACACCAUCUCCUUUGCCAAAUGAAUUAGAUGCACAAAACUCGCCUUCUAAGUCUACAGCAAAGAAGACUUUUACCAAAAAGUACAGUACAGCUUUAAUCGACCCAAACACUGAAAUAGAGGACAGUGAAUCUUCGUGUUGUAGAAGAAGUCCUUGUAGGGGGAAAAGUGCUUUCAAAAAACUGAAUCAAAUAGACAGUGAUGUGGAAGAACCUAACACUGUGGAAUCAGCAUGCCAUAAACUAGACCAUAGAACUCUGGAUGAAAACGGUAUACAGGGUGAAUUCACAGCUGCUAGCCAAUCUAUGGAUGGAUUGCACAAAAUCAGACUAAACUAUAGUGAAGACUCAGCUGAUGGCAGUAAACUAAAUGAAGAUGAGCUUAUAGAUUUUUCUGAAGACCAAGAUAACCAGGAAGACAGUAGUGAUGAUGGUGGCCUUGUAGAUGAUAACUGUAAUUCAGAAAUGGGACAGUGGUACCUGAAGCCAACUAUCUGCAAACAGCCCUGCAUUUUGCUUAUGGAUUCACUGAGAGGCCCUUCCCGGUCAAAUGUUGUGAAAACACUAAGGGAAUAUCUAGAGGUGGAAUGGGAAGUCAGGAAAGGCAGCAAAAGAAGCUUUUCCAAAGAUGUCAUGAAAGGUUCCAACCCAAAAGUGCCACAGCAGAACAACUACAGUGAUUGUGGAGUGUACAUCCUGCAGUAUGUGGAGAGCUUUUUUGAGAAUCCCAUUUUGAGUUUUGAACUACCAAUGAACUUAACACACUGGUUUCCACGCCCAAGAAUGAAAACCAAAAGAGAAGAAAUAAGACAAAUAAUCCUGACGCUCCAGGAACAGCAGAACAAGGACAAGAAGGGACAGAAAGACCCAAAUUCAGUGUUGCAGGAAAAGACAGAACAACUUACCAACAACAGCUCAGACUGAAUGUUGUACCUGUUGCAUGUUAGCUCCACAAUCAAAACUGAAACCUACAUUUCUGUCUGCCCAGACUAAAGAUUUGGCGUGUUCUCUGCUCAAAGUUACUUGGGAAUGUUUAAUGCCUGUAUAAAUGUGUGUCAUAAAAUGGUUUAAUUCCCACAAAGAUGUGUAUUAAGUGAGUCUGUACAUAUGUUAAUGAGGCCAACUUUUUCAGCAUUUGUAAUUACUUUUUUCCACUUGAUAGGGAGCUUUUGUUAUGUAUUUCUGUUAAUAGAACUUAAAUAGCAACUUCUAAACAUAAAGGAAAUAAAGAAAAUAUAGGAUGAAAUGGUUACCUUUUUCUUUUUCAGUUAAGUUUUACUGUUACAUGCUUAAGUAACACAUAGGGAAUGAUUUGGUAGUGAGAUAAUUAAUUCAUAUUUUGACCCUAUUUAGUUACCCUUUACAAGAUUAUUCUGCUUGCGCUACAGACAAUAGUAUGGGUAAGUGUCUCAAUGUACCAUGGCCUCCGAGAGGGUGAUUCCCAUCCUCCCAGUAUCUAAGUGUAGGCAGUGUCAUAGUUCAUAAGACUGCUUCAGAUUUGGGGGUUUAGAAGAUACGCAUUGCAAUUACAAUUCCACCCUUGCUUUAGUGGGACAGGCUACAGAAAGGGGGAGAGUGCUCCUUGACCAGAGAUAAACUCUUACAGUAUUAUAAAAGUGGUUUCAAUGAAGUGAUCUUGAGUGACUCUAUUAAAUCAUAUUUUGUGGAUCCCAGUUGUUGUACAGGUGUAUUUUGAGACUUUCUUCAUUAUAAAAUUGUAUUUUGGUAAGUGUACUUGGAAUAGCAGAUUGCCCACAUUACAUUUUCUAUGUUACAAUUCUGAAUGUUACAUUCAUAUGUGCUUUAUCUAAGUAAUGAACAUUUAAAAAGAAAAAAAGUGUAUGAUUACUAUUUUUUCUAAUAUCCAUGCGAAAAACCAAAAUACUAGUGUUCAUUGCUUGCUUGUUUGUUCUUGGCUUUACGUAGCAUCAGACUAAUGUUGGGACUUGCUUGGAUAUUUCCAGUGUAUUUUGAUUUUACAACAAUCUAAAAUGUCACUGUUGCUUAAACUGCAAAUGUAGCCUUUUAUCCCUGUUCUAGAAAGGCUUUUUCAUUGAAGUGAGGAAAGUAAGAAAAGAUUUGUGCAAGGAUAUAUAUCUCCAGUUUUCUACUUAUACAGAUAUCUUUGAAGGGAACCAGGAAGUGUCACUUCCCAGGAAGGAAUUUUUGGGAGUAGAGAGGGAUCUUCUGUCUCUCCUUACGGCUAAUAUUAUCUCUCCCGAUUUUUUCUACUGGAAGUGUCAUUUAUCAUUCCCUUCUCCCAAAGAGAAGCAGCAGAGAGUUCAUUAGCUGAACUCUGGGCCCCUUGAGAUUUUAUUUUUGUACACAGCAUCCAAGUCUAACCCAGUGCUUCAUGGCCUCCAUGAGUUUUCAUUCCCAGUAAACCCUGAAAAUGCAGCUGCUAAUGAUGUUAUUUCCAGGGCAUUCCUGCACAGACGACUCUCUGUGACACCCUCUGUUUAGAGGGGGUUCUCUCACCCAGGCAGAGUGGUUGCACAUAGAGCAAUACAGCUGUGGGCUGCUAAUCUUUUGUACAGAUAACUGUGGGAUUUAGGGGAGUUGUUCAUUCCCUGGUUUCUCUCGCAUAAACCCUGGGCCCCAUGGAGAUUAUGUAAGUACCACAUAUAUGUGUUCUGUUAGAAAUGACUCCUGCAGUUUUCUUGUUGAAAGAAUGUGGGGGCAAUUUCCUGGACUACAAAUUAAAUAUGUAAUGUGCA